Molecule: messenger RNA, 1221 nt
Organism: Scaptodrosophila lebanonensis
Lineage: Eukaryota; Metazoa; Arthropoda; Insecta; Diptera; Drosophilidae
Gene: nmd
Product: ATPase family AAA domain-containing protein 1-B
Exons: 2
Coding region: 23-1147 (374 amino acids)
Cellular component (GO): mitochondrial outer membrane
Molecular function (GO): ATP hydrolysis activity; ATP binding
Source: RefSeq, a predicted model, not a curated record
GAAGUUAUACUUAUUCGGAGCUAUGGAUAAAUUUAAUUUUGGUAACUCUGAUAUUUCCCGAGGACAAAUGAUUCAAAUGUUGUUACGCAUUUCAAUAGCCACCGUAAUAACUUAUUAUUCUGCAAAAUUUUUGAUGAACCAACUGGACCCCACAAACAAAACUAAAAAAAAGGCCAAACUAUUAGCGGAGGAGCAAUUAAGAAGACUUAACAGGGAAGAUGGUUUUAAAGUGUACCCGCAACAAUUUAAUGAAUAUGAGUUAAUGAUUGCUUCCCACCUCGUUGUACCUAGCGACAUAACUGUUAGUUGGAAUGAUAUAGCUGGGCUCGAUUCCGUUAUUCAGGAGCUACGUGAAUCAGUGGUUCUUCCUGUUCGACACAGAGAUAUAUUUAAAGGAUCUAAGCUUUGGCAGGCUCCUCGGGGUGUUCUACUUCAUGGACCGCCCGGUUGUGGUAAAACAUUAAUUGCCAAAGCCACCGCCAAAGAAGCCGGAAUGAGAUUUAUUAAUCUGGACGUCGCUAUUCUUACUGAUAAAUGGUACGGCGAAUCGCAGAAGCUAGCAUCGGCAGUUUUUUCAUUGGCCACAAAAAUAAGGCCAUGUAUAAUUUUUAUUGAUGAAAUCGAUUCAUUUUUGCGGGCCCGCAAUUCAAAUGACCACGAGGCGACAGCGAUGAUGAAAACACAGUUUAUGAUGUUGUGGGACGGAUUGAUAACCAAUUCAAACUCGUCAGUGAUAGUAAUGGGUGCUACAAACCGCCCUCAGGACUUAGAUAAGGCUAUUUUGCGACGCAUGCCUGCACAAUUUCUCAUUGGACUACCCACUGAAAUACAAAGAAAUGAAAUACUUAAGUUAAUAUUGGCGACAGAAGAAGUUGAUGUCAAUGUUGAUUAUAAUCGAUUGGCAAAGCUAACAAACGGAUUCUCUGGGUCAGAUCUACGUGAGAUGUGCCGCAACGCGUCGGUGUAUAGAAUGAGACAAUUCAUGCGAGCUAACGACAGAGGUAACAAAAUAAUUGACAGUUCAAAUGUUAACAGAACUUUAAUUGCUAUUACGAUGAACGAUUUGUUGAACUCACAUUCUAAAAUGAAGGAAUCUAAGAUACACACUGGUAGCCUCUUUUUAGAGAGUAGAAUUGAAUUGGACUAAAAAUUGUAUGUUAAAGACCAAUAUUAUAUUUCUUUGUAUUCAAAUACACAAUUUUUAAGAAGUAUAUAUCGAAA